Molecule: messenger RNA, 1242 nt
Organism: Drosophila innubila
Lineage: Eukaryota; Metazoa; Arthropoda; Insecta; Diptera; Drosophilidae
Product: alpha-tocopherol transfer protein-like
Exons: 3
Coding region: 135-1061 (308 amino acids)
Cellular component (GO): membrane
Molecular function (GO): phosphatidylinositol bisphosphate binding
Source: RefSeq, a predicted model, not a curated record
CAUUUCGGUUGUGUUUAGUGCCGACAUUAUAUCCACUCCAUUCCUGCGCUGCCCAUUGGAUAUCCAAAACAAAUCUCCGAAAAUCUCAAAAGGAUUAUCAGCUGACUUACAAAUUAACACUUCACAACAACAAGAUGAUGAUGCUACAUCCCACACCAGCACAGCGCGUGAGUAUCCGCGAGGAGCUCCGCGAGCCUGAGGAUCCAGCUGAUAUUGAGCGUGACAUUAAGUUGAUCCGUGAAUGGCUGGAGACGCAGCCUCAUCUGCCCAAGGAUAUGGACGAUAUGCGUCUAACGACAUUCUUGCGAGGCUGCAAAUUCAGCCUGGAGAAGGUGAAGAAGAAGCUGGACAUGUACUAUACAAUGCGUAAUGCGGUUCCCGAGUUCUUUUCCAAUCGUGACAUCAAUCGCGAGGAGCUCAGCAUUGUGCUCGACUAUGUGCACUGUCCCACAUUGCCGGGAAUUACGCCCAACGGACGUCGGAUUACGUUCAUCUGCGGCAUUGACUGCGAUUUCCAGCCUCAUCAUAUUCUGGACGCCAUGAAGGUGGCUCUGAUGAUUGGUGAUGUCCGUCUGGCGGAGGAGUCUGUGGGCAUUGCCGGCGAUGUGUUCAUCAUAGACGCCUCCGUGGCUAGCGCCUCACAUUUUGCAAAAUUCUCACCGACGGUGGUCAAGAAGUUCUUGAUAGCUGUCCAGGAGGCGUAUCCCGUUAAGGUGAAGGAGGUGCAUGUGUUCAAUAUCUCACCAUUGGUGGACACCAUUUACAACUUUGUGAAGCCCUUCGUCAAGGAGAAGAUCCGCAGUCGCAUCACCUUCCACAACGAUUUGGAGAGUCUCUAUAAGGUGGUACCCCGUGAUCUGCUGCCCAACGAAUACGGCGGCAAGGCGGGACCCGUUGUCGAGCUGAACCAAUGGUGGAAACAGAAGCUUGCCGACAACACCAAAUGGUUUAACGAACAGGAGGAUAAGAAGGCCAACGAAUCGUUGCGCCCGGGUGCACCAAAGACCAGCGAUGAUCUAUUUGGCAUGGAAGGAACUUUCCGUCAAUUGAACAUCGAUUGAGAUUACAAUUUAAUUAUUAUAUUAAAUGCGUUCGUUUUUCACAUGUAUUUUAUAUUCAUAUUAACCAAUCAUUUGUUUUGUUCGCUUCACGCUUCAUUUCCUAUCUAUUCCAUGAUGUCUCCACAUUGCAGUAAUUACAAUAAAUAAAAAAGCCGCAGCAUAUUAAGGAAUGAAUAAAUCA